GUAAGAACCAAUAAAUGUUUAAUUUAUAUCAUAUAAGUCAAGUAGAAAUUGUAACAUUAUAUUGUAUUAAAAAGGCGCGAACUUAAAUUGGUAAAAGAGUGAGAUUGGAAGAAAUAUAAUAAUAAUAUUAAAUCUUAAUUUGUGAAUGUUAGGAAGACGUAGUCAAUAAUAAAAAUCUAAAGGGGAGCAGAAUUCAAAUUGUAAUGGAAAGCAAGUAAUAUCAUUGGAUAAAGUGAUGAAUACUAAUGAAGAUUAAAAAUAAUAGAAAACAAAGAAGUAAUAGAAGGUGAUAUCAACAAGAAAGUAGAACUCAACAAAUACUGAAGAAUUAUCUGGAGUAAGUAUAAAGGAAUCAUAAAAUGGGACAUAUAAUUUAAGAUAGUAUACUCGAAGAAAUUAUUUGGAUUUUGGUAGUGAAGCAGGUGGAGAUGAUAACAAAGAUAUAGAUUUUGGAGUGAAAAAGCAAUUAAACAAAGAAAGAAAGAAUAGUGAUUUAGAUAUCAAUGAAACUAUUGAAUAUGACAAAUUACCUAAAAAUAAGUAAGGAUUACUAAAACUACUAUCAAAAGUAGAAGCAAGUAUCGAAUCUUAAAAAUUAGAAUGGUUUAAAGAGUAAUCAAUAUAUUCUAUAAAAAAAUAGAUAAAAUGAAUUACCAACAUUGAUUAGUUCUGUCCCUGAAAACUCUAUACCAAUAAAUGCUGAUGUUACAUCAUUUAAUUUUAAAUCUUUGAUUGCUUCCUAAUAAAAAAUAGCUGGCAAAUUAUUUGAUGGUAUUAUUACUCUAAUAUUUAUUUAGCAAUUAUGAUGGAUCCACCUUGGUAAUUGUCUACAUCUUAACCAUCUAGAGGUGUUGCUAUUGCAUAUCAAUCGCUUAAAGAUGAUCAAUUAAUGGAAUUACCCAUUCCUUUAUUAUAAAAAGAAGGUUUUCUAUUUAUAUGGACAAUCAAUGCAAAAUAUCGUAUUGCUGCCAAAAUGAUCAAAUAAUGGGGUUAUCAAUUAGUUGAUGAAUUAAUCUGGGUUAAAAAGACAGUUAAUGGCAAAAUUGCUAAAGGACAUGGCUUCUAUCUGUAACAUGCCAAAGAAAAUUGUUUAAUUGGUUAUAAAGUAAUUUUAUUUUUAAAUCUAGGGAACCAACAAAUUAAAUUAUUAUUUAAAAAGUGAUGUUAUCUGGAGUGAAAGAAGAGGUUAAUCAUAAAAACCUGAAGAAAUCUAUGAAAUCAUAAAUACUAUGGUUCCAGGAGGUCAUUGUUUAGAAAUCUUUGGUAGAAGAAAUAACCUUAGAAAUAAUUGGGUAACUAUUGGAAAUGAAUUAUGA
This is a messenger RNA of Paramecium sonneborni, 1316 nucleotides long. Lineage: Eukaryota; Ciliophora; Oligohymenophorea; Peniculida; Parameciidae. The record is from the annotation of a GenBank genome assembly.